Camelus dromedarius (Arabian camel) is the source of this 4648-nucleotide messenger RNA. RefSeq names its product ankyrin repeat and ubiquitin domain containing 1 (gene ANKUB1). NCBI's taxonomy places the organism in Eukaryota, Metazoa, Chordata, Mammalia, Artiodactyla, Camelidae. Gene Ontology annotation, molecular function: protein binding. The transcript is spliced from 6 exons. The coding region runs from base 809 to 2443 and encodes 544 amino acids. The record is from RefSeq and is a predicted model, not a curated record.
UUGAAAUAUUUUCCACCAACACCAAGGGCUGUUGAAAGAGAUAACAAUGGUAAACUGUUCUAAAUAACAUAAAGGCAAAGACUAAAAGAAAUACCAACUAUAUUGUGUUGUUUAGGGGCAGAUUCCAUUAUGCAGAGAUGGGAAGGGAAAACCACAGAGUCUACACAUUCAUCUCCCUGGUGCAAGGGGGUAUUGUUCUGUACCCCUGUUGUGGCAGGAUUAGAAAUACCACCAGGGAGCAAGUACACAAAGUUGUUAUGGAAACCAGAAUGCUUCAGCACAGAGUUAUUUACAGAGAACUUCCAGGAUUAUCACAUUCAAUAAAAUCAACUCUGCUUUGCUUCACUCUGUGCCAGUGCAUCCCAAUCAAAUAUCUAGUUUGAAGGGUCCUUCAGUAAGCUGCAUUUGGCUGCAUAUGGAUUCAGGAAUCAGUGGAUGGUGGUCACAUCACUAAGUAAAAUUUAUAUAUGGCAUUUUUGUAUUACAUGCUUGACACUAGUUCACACUUGCCUCAACUAUUGUCAAGUUUGCUGGUUUCCGUAAUACAGGAACAAGGUGGCUGUUGACUAAUGCCAUUGACAGAGAAACAUUUCCUCCAAUGUAGCUGCUGUCUGUGUUGCCUGAUACCGCGGUACUGCAGCACUUCUCUCCACAUUCUUUCUACUUGCCUUUAAGGCUAGACAGUGACAGCUGCCUCUGGCCAACAUUUUCGUCUUUAAUUGUGAAUUGGGAUUCUCUCAGCUAUUGAACAAGAUCUUUGAAAAAAGACUUUUCUUUCUUUCCUUUUUUUUUUUUUUUUUUUGCAAAAAUGAGGAUUUUCAUAGCCUUUGAGGGAUCUUUUGAACCAUUUGAUGUUUCAGCAGAUGAAACUGUGGAGGCUGUCAAGCUAAUGAUAAAGGAUUUUUUCCACAUUCCUCUGUCUGAAGACGAACAAGGCAGGCGGUAUCUGGAGCUGAUGUACGCUGGAGCAACCCUAAAGGACAGCUGGAGUCUUACUGAUGUUGGAGUAUCUUUUUGUUCAACUCUCAAAUGUUUCGUUAAGGAAGAAGAGAAGCCCACUCUCUAUGUGUUCAAUGCUGUGACCCAAGAGACAAUGCGGAUAAUGGAGAGCAUUUCCCUUCUUGGUAAAAAAGUGUCUGAUCUGAGAACACUAGUAGCUCUGAGAUGUGGCUUCCCCCUGAGUGUCUUCUGUCUCCGGACGCCAGAGGGACUGGAGAUGUAUGACUGCAACACACUCAGGGACUACCAGAUAGACAUUGGCAUGACACUUCGCUUGGACGUCUGGGAUGGAUGGAAGGAAUUUCUGAUGGGUUGUCUUCUUGGACAAAAACUUAAAGUCCAACGCUACUUAUCAAACAAAAGACCAGUACUCAAGUAUCAGAAAAGGGUAGCCCUGUACAUCGCUGCCUUUUAUGGGUACGUUGAGCUCACGGAAUGGGCCCUGAAGCAGGGUGUGCGGCCCAACGAGGCGGUCGGUGUGCACCCCUAUCGAGCAUGGUGCCACGAAGCUCUGCACGCAGAUGUCUCUAAAUGCCCCAUUCAUGCAGCCGUAGAAGCGGGCCAACUGCUGAUUCUGAAGGCCUUUGUCAACUGCAGCGUGCUGUGCCUGGAAUGCAAAAAUGCAGCGGGGCAAACUCCCCUGGCUAUUGCAUUCAAACACAAGCAGAAAGACUGCGUAUUAUAUUUACUGAGUAAAAUGUGGUCCACGGUUUCCUUUCUGAAAAUCUCAGUCCCUAUGAGGAUUUAUAUUAAAAUAAAACAGUGGAUACUCAGAGCUCAGAGUCACAACCUCAAUAAAAGCCAGCUUUGUGGAGCAAGGGUCUUUGGGGCAAAAGUUGGAGACACUGUGAUGAUGGUGGAUGGUUUCACCAAACCAAAAAUGACCUCCAAAAGCUGGCAUAAGGCUGGAAACAAGGACUCAGAAGGCACGGUGGGCAAACUACUGCCUCUCAGGGAGCAGACUGUGAGCAGGAAACCUGUCAAUCUUUUAACAAUUUCACAGCAGGACACAAGAGGACAAACACUCAAGUUUCCUCCUCUGGUAGACUCAAAUACAUUCUCGGAAAUACGAAAACAACAAAAAAAUCGGAAGAAAAUUAAUGCCACAGCUAGGAAUAAAGAAAAGCUUAUAAAAAAUACGUAUCUUCCCCAAGUCCCCCUCCCUCCGGUUUCAAGAGUGGGCUACUCACACCCAUCUUUUUACUAUGCAACACCCAGGGCCGGCUGUCUACUCAGAUCCCCUUUGGCGUCUUUCUCAGAGCACAGUGGGAUGACUCCAAGGGAGAACGCCAUCUACUGCUUAGCUGUGGCCAGUGCCUUUAAAGAGAAACGAUGGCUUCAGCAGUUAAGAAUAGCAACAGCCCUAGCCAAAAACAGCAUUUCUCACCUGACUACCCAAGGAGGCCUGAUGUCAUGUGAAAAUCUUCCGGAAAUUGUGCUUUGAAAAGUCAUGGCAACCUCAGUUUGAGCGAAGACUUGGUCAAAUAAAACCUCUAGUUCUAAUGCUAAUAUUUCUAAUAAGUUCUAAUGCUGGAAUUUCUAAUAAUAAUUCUAAUACUACAACAGAAUAUUUAAUAUUUAAUACCAUGUUUUCUUGGACCCUACCACCCUAAGUGAAAAUUUAGGGCAUUUGUUUUUGUUUUGCUUUCCUGGGAUUUGUUUUAAAAUGCUGUUUGUUUUUUAAACCAUGUGAAUGUAGUACGUAGUAAAAAAUUAAUUUAAAAAUUCUGUAUGGAGAAAGUUCUUAGGAAACUUACAAAUAUCAUCUAAGUCUACUACUGGUCUCAGACAUCUUUUGAAUUUCUUCUCAAACAUUGCUUUCUAUUUUUUUUAAAUUGAGGUAGAGUUUACAUACAGUGAAUUGCAAAGAUCUUAAACAUAAGAUUCAAUGGCUUUGAAUGUAUACAUCCAUGUAACUAAUAUUCUGGUCAAGAAGUCAACACUUCCAUUAGCCCAGAAAGUUCCUUCAAGCUUCUAUCUAAGUCUAUCCUAAUCCCUGUAAGCAACCACUAUUCUGAUCUUUUAACUCCAUGCAUAACAUUUCCCAAUCAAAGGAAUCACACAGUUGUUCACUUUCGUGUCUGGGUUAUUUUGCUCAACUUAAUCUUUUGAGAUUAAUCUACAUUGUUGCAUGUAUUAGUAGUACAUUCUUUUCUUUCCUUUUUUCUCUAUGUAGUAAUAUCCCUUUUUUCAUUCCUGAUACUAGUAUCUUUUGCCUCUCUAUUUUUAUUUUUGUCAUGAAUAGUCAGUAUUGUAAUAAUUUUAACAAUUUUACUAGUUUUAUUCAUUUUCUACAGUGAACUUAUUUUUAUUAAUUAAUUUAAUUAAUUAUAUAUUUGCUUUCUAAUUUGUUAAUUUCUUUUUUUUUAAUAGUUUCUACUUCUCUGACAAAAUUCUUCAUCUGUCAUCUAAUGUUUUGGACAUUUUCUUCAUAGCUACUUUAGAGUCCAGGUCUAAUAAUGCUAAUAUCUGUACCUCCUCCAUACAGAUCGUCCUCAGAUCUUUUUUACUAUUGAGUAAUAUUCCAUUGUGUGGACACACCAUAGUUCAUCUAUUCAAAUGUAUGUACAUUUGGGUUGUCUCCAGUUUUGUGAUAUUGUGAAUAAAGUUUCCUUAAACAUUAUUAUAAAGGUCUUUUUCUGGACAUAUGCUUUCAUUUCUUUUGUGCAAACACCUAGGGAUAGUUAGAUAAUAGGGUAAAUGUAUAUUUAACAUUAUAAAAAAUUGACUAACAGUUCUCCAAAGUGGUAUUACAAUUUUAUAAUUACACCAAAGAUAUGCAAGUGUUCUGGUUGCUUUACAUAAUCACCAAAAUUUGGUGUCUUUAGUACAUUUGAUUUUUAGUUAUUCUGAUGGGUUUGAAGUGAUAUCUCAUUGUGGUUUUAAUUUGCAUUUCCUUGAUGACUAGUAAUUUUGAAUGCUUUUUUGUGUGCUUAUUGGCCAUUUGUACAUUUUCUCUGGUGAAGUGUCAAUUCAAGUCUUUUGCCCAUUGAAAAAACUGUGUUGUUUAUCUUUUAAUUACUGGUUUAUUAGAGAUUUUUAUAUACUCAUGAUACAAGUUAUUUGUCAAAUAUGUGUAUUGCAAAUAUUUUUUCCCAGUCUAUGGCUCUCUUUUUCAUUUUAUUAUUGGUGUCUUUUGAUGAAUGAAAGUUUUAAACUUUGAUGAAGUAAAACUUAUCAUUUUUUUCUUUUAUGAUUCAUGCUUUCUGCUUCUUCUCUAAGAAAUCUCUGACUACCCCAAAGUUGUGAAAAUAUUCUCAUAUGUUUUCUUCCAGAUGUUUCAGUUUUAGUUCUUAUGUUAGGUCUAUAAUUUAUCCUGAAUUAAUUUUGUGUAUGUGAUAGGAGUUAAGAGUCAAAAUUCUUUUUUGUCAGUUUAUCAAAUUAUUCUAGUACAAGUUGUUGAAAAGAUUUUCCUUUCCCCCAUUGAAUAUCUUAGCACCUUUGUCAGAAAUUAAUUUACAAUAAUAUGUAUAGAUCUAUUUUCAGACUUUGUAUUCUGUUCCACUGAACUAUUCACUUUUCCUUAUACUAAUACUGCACUGUAUUACUUGCUGUAGCUUUACAGUGGGUCUUGAAAUCAGGUAGUAUGAAUACUGCAACUUUGUUCUUCUUUCUCCUAGUUUGUUUUGGCUAUUCUCAGUCCUUUGCA